Messenger RNA from Dibothriocephalus latus, 270 nucleotides. Lineage: Eukaryota; Metazoa; Platyhelminthes; Cestoda; Diphyllobothriidea; Diphyllobothriidae. The record is from the annotation of a GenBank genome assembly.
UUGCUAAAAGCCAUGAAGGAGGACCUCAUCUUUCAGGACUUCCUCGAGGGUCCUAUUCGUUUUCCACCGACAUUCAAAUUCGACAAGGGCACCAAUAUUUAUGACACCAGAACCAGACUGCAUUUAUGCGGCUGCCGUCCUGGUGACUGUUUGAGUCUGGGCUUUCCUUUGCCCAUCAAACCUUAUGACAUUGCUUUCGUGAUUUUCGGAUCUCGCGGCCUCGGCCUGGCUCGAUAUGUGGGCACGCUCAAUACCGACCAUGAAGGCUAA